Molecule: messenger RNA, 942 nt
Organism: Centruroides sculpturatus (bark scorpion)
Lineage: Eukaryota; Metazoa; Arthropoda; Arachnida; Scorpiones; Buthidae
Exons: 1
Coding region: 1-942 (313 amino acids)
Biological process (GO): DNA replication, removal of RNA primer
Molecular function (GO): RNA-DNA hybrid ribonuclease activity; nucleic acid binding
Source: RefSeq, a predicted model, not a curated record
AUGACCAUUAACCAUCAGAAUAUUACCACCGAGGAGAUACGGAAUCUCUGUAGCAAGGAUUUGAUUCCUCCUAAUAGUGCGAACUUGAUUGACUCCAUUAUUAAUUACAAGUUAGACAAUUAUCUUACUGGAAGUACUCUCGGAAGACACCCAGGAGAGACGAGUAGCUAUACCAUUAAUGUCAGGAACAAUCAUUAUAGCAACAGCAGAGCCCACUGGAACAUCUACACAGAUGGCUCACGCAAUGAUAAGGGUACCGGUGCAGCCUUCGUCAUCUAUGAUAGUGAGAAUGAGAUUCAGCAUCAGCAAUAUUACCGGCUGCACAUGCAUUGUACUAACAACCAGGCAGAACUGCUAGCGGUUUAUAAAGCUCUAAGCACCAUCACUAAAAAUAGGAGGAUCUACGAUGGCAGCAUCUGUAUCAACACAGACAGUAUGUAUGUGAUUAAUGUCCUUUCGAACAAUAAUAAGUGCACAAGAACUGGCAUGGAGGUCAGACAUCUUGCCAGAAACCUCAGCAAAUUUGCUCAACUCAGUUUUACCUGGGUGCCUGGGCACACGGGUAAUAAAGACAAUGAGCACGCUGAUGCCCUUGCUAAAAAGGUCACCACAAUGGACAUCACCACCACUUUUUCUAAUAUUCCCAUCGUCCAUAUCAAGAACAACAUCAGGGACUGUAUAAUGGAGGGGUGGCAAAAGGAUUGGGCUACCUCAACCACUGGCAGAACCACCCACAAGUUUCUUCCGUCGAUUAAUAAAAGACAGGCUCUCAGCUACUUCACCAUUUCUCAUGCCAUCACGCAAUGCUUGACAGGUCAUGGUAACUUCUCCUCUUACCUUACAAGAUUCAAAAGGAUCAAUAAUGAUAGGUGCAGUUGUGAUGGCAUCUCUGAAGGAGACGCUCUCCAUUACAUCUUUCACUGUAUGCUGUACGAAAGAUGA